This is a messenger RNA of Oncorhynchus nerka (sockeye salmon), 1699 nucleotides long. RefSeq names its product alanine--glyoxylate and serine--pyruvate aminotransferase b (gene agxtb). NCBI's taxonomy places the organism in Eukaryota, Metazoa, Chordata, Actinopteri, Salmoniformes, Salmonidae. Gene Ontology annotation, molecular function: L-serine:pyruvate transaminase activity; L-alanine:glyoxylate transaminase activity. The record is from RefSeq and is a predicted model, not a curated record. Gene Ontology annotation, cellular component: peroxisome.
CAACGCUCGGUGGCCAAGAGGUCAAAGACCUGUUUGUAUUAAAUCUUCACUAAAACCCGAAGUCAACUCCAGUCCCUCUGUCUGUCAGUGCAAGUCACAGUCGUUGUAAACACCGGAGCGAGGAGCUAACGAUGAUGCAGCGGACUUUGUUUCGCAGUGGAGCGCUGCUGGCGCAAAAGGCGGCUGUGGAGGUAUCACUGCUCCCGAUGAGCGCGCCUCUACAGCCGCGCCUUGACCGUGCCAUGUCCUCGGUGACCAUCCCGCCCCCGGAGUGCAUGCUCCGGCCGCUCGAGGUUCCUUUCCGCUACCUGUUCGGACCAGGACCGUCCAACGUGCCGCCCCGCGUUUUAGCCGCAGGUGGUAGGGGAAUUAUCGGCCAUUUGCAUCCAGAAAUGUACGAGAUCAUGAACGACAUCAAGAAGGGGAUCCAGUACGCUUUUCAGACACAGAACAACAUGACGAUAGCGAUGAGCGGCUCGGGACACGCAGCCAUGGAGUGCGCCGUCUUCAACACGGUAGAACCUGGGGAGAGCGUGCUCGUGGCUGUCAAUGGAAUAUGGGGAGAGCGAGUGGCUGAAAUCGCCGAGAGAAUGGGUGCCAAUGUUCACAUCAUGGUAAAAGCACCGGGUGGAGUUUUCAGCAAUGGAGAAAUUGAAAAGGCCCUGGCCAAACACAAGCCCGUUCUGUUCUUCCUCACACAUGGAGAGUCCUCUGCUGGCCUCGCCCACCCUGUCGACGGCAUUGGAGACCUCUGCCGCAAACACAAUACCCUGUUUCUUGUAGAUACUGUCGCGUCUCUUGGGGCGUCGCCUAUUUUCAUGGACCAGCAGAAUAUUGACAUCCUGUACACUGGCUCUCAAAAGGCAUUGAAUGCCCCCGGUACAGCACCCAUCUCCUUCAAUGAAAGAGCAUGCCAAAAGAUGUUCAACAGGAAAACAAAACCAGUGUCCUACCUCUUUGACAUGGCCCACUUGUCUAACUAUUGGGGAAAUGAUGGUCAACCAGCCAGACUAUACCACCACACAGGACCAGUGUCUGGGUUCUUUUCCCUGAGGGAAAGUCUUGCUAUUCUUGCUGAGAAGGGGCUGGAGGAGUCCUGGAGGCACCACAGGGAGGUGGCAGGGUACCUCUGGAAGGGCCUGGAAGACAUGGGCCUCAAGCUAUUCAUCCAGAACAAGGACCUUAGGCUGCCCUCCGUCACCACCAUUGCCAUUCCUGAGGGCUACAACUGGAGAGAGAUGCUGCAGUACAUCAUGAAGCACCACAAUAUGGAGAUGACUGGGGGCCUGGGGCCCUCCACUGGCAUGGUGAUGCGUGUGGGUCUGAUGGGAUACAACUGCCAGAAGACCAAUGCAGACAUGGCACUGGCUGCCCUGGCCGAUGCUUUGAAGAACUGCAAAAAGAGCAAAGCAUAAAGAAAGUUUAUAAUGCCUUUUAAUACCCUAAACAAACAUGCAUUCGGCCAUGCUGGAGGACACCUGGAAUGCAUGGGCAAAGGCGUCAAUCUGUGAAAGUAUUAUCACGGGUGUUUGUGAGCCCAGAGAUUUGAAGCACAAAUGUAAAAAGACAGAUUCCGACAUACAUUCACGUGCAACUGCUUUCCUAAUAGAGACUUUGUAAUUACUGUAGAAGGUAAAUGCUCUACAGGGAAAUAAUAUAAAAUAUGUUUCAAGGAGUCAAUAAAAUAUAUACAAUUCUG